CGUGAAAAGUCAAAGUAAGCCAAGUGUAACGCUUCACGUGAUUAAUUGUGUAUUCGUGGGAUUAAAUAUUUUUAUUAAGAAUUUAUUUCUUUGGUUGAAUAUCUAUUUUUAGAGUUAAUGAUCUGCAAACAAAUCCGUGAUAAGAAAAAGCACCUACCAGACACUCGUUUUCUAUUCAUGAUGAAAAAAACUUUAAAUGGAAACAAUGUCAUCGCCUUCAAGUCCUGCUUUUUUGCAAGGUCAUUUCCUCAAAACUUAAAUAUAUAAAUAACCAAAAAUCAGUAUCUCGGCAUUAGCACAAGAAAAAAGUACAAUUUAUUUUUCAUGUUUAAAGUACCACUUUUAGAUUUUUCUGGAUAAAUUUUGAAUUCCGACCAUGAUGAAGUUCUUAAUCUUUUUUUUGGCGGCACUUCAAGUCGUAUUCUCAGAUAGCUCUAAUUCUGAUAAGCCCCCGAAACCCCCAAAAAACUUGGUUGACGACAAAACGGCUUUACGGGAAGGUUUUGGUAUGACGGAAGAAGAAAUGAAAGCACCAUGUAACAAAGUUACUGACGAAAAAACUAGGACGACAAACAUCGCAACAGCUUUUAUGGAACUUUCAAUUGCUCAACAGUCCGAAAAUCCCCCAAAAGCUGAUGAUUCAACGUAUGACAGAAAAGUUAUCCAAGCAGCGCUACCAUGUGCACCGGCCAAUGUAGUUAACAAGAAAGUGGACCUCAUUAAGCAAGGCCGCAAGAAAAAGAUGGAAAAGGCAUAAAGAUACUGGCAAGUGAAUAAAAGGAAAAUAUAUAUGACGA
This is a messenger RNA of Belonocnema kinseyi, 797 nucleotides long. RefSeq lists its product as uncharacterized. The transcript is spliced from 4 exons. Bases 377 to 757 code for a protein of 126 amino acids. Lineage: Eukaryota; Metazoa; Arthropoda; Insecta; Hymenoptera; Cynipidae. The record is from RefSeq and is a predicted model, not a curated record.